This is a messenger RNA of Daldinia caldariorum, 2858 nucleotides long. RefSeq lists its product as uncharacterized. NCBI's taxonomy places the organism in Eukaryota, Fungi, Ascomycota, Sordariomycetes, Xylariales, Hypoxylaceae. Gene Ontology annotation, molecular function: DNA-binding transcription activator activity, RNA polymerase II-specific; RNA polymerase II cis-regulatory region sequence-specific DNA binding; zinc ion binding. Bases 122 to 2635 code for a protein of 837 amino acids. Gene Ontology annotation, biological process: DNA-templated transcription; regulation of transcription by RNA polymerase II. The transcript has 4 exons. Gene Ontology annotation, cellular component: nucleus. The record is from RefSeq and is a predicted model, not a curated record.
GUUAUAUUGUCACCCAUUUCAAGCCCAGAUCACUUAAAUCCGACAUCCGAGUUUAGCCUCGGAAUUCCGAGCUACGUUCAAGUCUUCAUACAGAUUGACGUAUUAUGAUUUACCGUCCCUAAUGUCUAGGUUUGACCUAACUGGAGGGCUGGCCAAUUUUCGCACCAUACCAUCUUACCGUGAAUCUAACUCUAGAACAAUGGCCGAAGCUCAAACCAGCAACGCGCGUCAGCCUUCCGAGGAUGAUGAGCACGAACAUGACCAUGAGCAAGAUGAGCAUCAGCAAGGUCCCGCCAGGAAGCGUCAAAGAGUGAGGCUCUCAUGUCUCGAGUGUCGCCGCCGGAAGCUUUCAUGCUCAAGGGAGUUACCUUGUGAUCGUUGUAUCAAAUCCGGGACACCUGAGAGGUGUACUUAUGAGUCAAGACCCGGCACGACAGCAGCUUCCGUAGCUUCCGUAGGUGAUAAGGCUUCCUUUACGCCUGUUGGCCCCCCCGCAUCAUUUAGUUCUGAAGCUCGUCGCCACUCCGCGAACCCCCCAUCGGCACGUCGUGAGGUCGAGCCAUCAGCACUUAAAGAUGCUGCUCGAGAUCAUGACAGGAUUCGGCGGUUGGAGCUCGAAGUCGCCCAAUUAAGAAGUGUCCUAUCAAAGCAAGCAUCAGUUGAUGGCAACACUAUGGUAGCCUCGCCGUCCACCUUCAAGGACCCUGUUAAAGACGGCCAAUCUGCCCCCUCCAAUCCCAUGUGUACCCCGCGAAAUACCGAGGUGUUUGAAUACGCGAAUUUACGGGGACACGAUUUUAAACCCAAAUAUUUUGGUCCGCACAACGCCUGGUCUUCUCUCCAGGAACUUACCGGUAUAUUCCAUUUCAUGAGAGAGACGGCCGAGGAAUGGCUUAAGCCUCUCAAUAUUCAAAGGAAAGAUCGUGGGAAGCGGAAGCAGGACAGGGACAAGAAAUUUACCGAGCCUGAUCUUGGUCUAGAGUCACUGCUCCCUUCCAAGGAAGAAACAGAUUCCCUUGUCGCCGUAUAUCUCGAUCAAUUUGAGCAGCUCUACCGCAUCAUCCACGUGCCUACUUUCAAAGCCGAGUAUGAGACAUUCUGGGAUCCAUCUAAGACAAACACUGCCUCCUUCACUGCACUCGUUCUGUCCAUGAUCUCCGUUUCCUGCUGUCUGGACAUGCAAGCAUCCAACAAGUUUGUAGGUAUCAAAUCCAGCUCAAUCCAGAUGGCCGAGAAAUGGAUCAAGGCAUGUGAUGAGUGGUAUUGGCGACAAAGUCAAAAACACCGCAAACUCGUCCAUUACCAAAUCGCAUGUUUCCUUUAUCUCGCUAAGCGAGUAAACCUCGUCAAGAAGAAGCGACUCUGGACCACAUCUGGCGCAAUGAUCCGCGAUAGUCUCAUGGUAGGACUUCAUCAAGACCCUGAUCGUGUGGUUGGGAAAGUAUCGCCCUAUAUCGCGGAGAUGCGACGAAGAAUAUGGGCUACUAUAGUUGAAUUUGAGGUCCAGUCAUCAUUUGACCAAGGUUUGCCGACACUUUUAAGUACGGUUCAUAACGAUGCCGAUGCCCCUAAAAAUAUAGACGAUGACAGCUUCGACGAAAAUUCACAAGAACUGCCUAUUUCCCGUCCAGCUAACGUUUACACAUCUACAUCGUACCUACAUUUGAGUCGCCAGAGUCUUGCCCUUCGGACCGAGUUGAACAAGGUAUUGACUGGUCCACCGGCAGAGCUUGAAUGGGAGCAGGUCCUUCAAUAUAGUGACAUGAUUACUAACGAGAUAGAUCGACUACCUUCGUGGGAUGUGGACAGCGAGAAGGUCGUAGGGGGCUCUCAAAAACCAAUCUUAGCGCACACUUUACUACAUCUCCAACUUAGGCAGUAUCUUAUCCCCUUACAUCAGCCGUACCUAAAGCUCAGGAAGUUCAACUCAAAGUACCAGGUGGCAGAGUUCAUCUAUUAUACCGCAGCUCGGGAUAUUGUUUUGAUGCACGAUCAGCUCUACCAGAAGGGAAUUAGGACUCUUUAUUUCCUCCGAGAGGAUACGAUGAAUUCGGUUAUCAAUCUUUGCAAUGUAACCUUGCAUCAGCCAAAAGACUCUUCCAGCCUAAUUAUGCAUAAUGCACAAGAGACUCUCCGGCUCAUUGAGAGGUGCAUUGCUAUGAAAGAAGAUCGCGUUCUCAGAUGCGGCAAUAAUGACCCGUGGGGAUACUCGUCGAUGUGCGCUGCUUAUGGCCUUUUGGAAACGCACAUGGGCAUCAAAACAUCGGACGCAGCUAAGGCGUCUGCUGCUGAACGAUUCAUUAGUCUACAUUACAAACUUCUUGCAUUUCAAAUUCCGCCCUAUUCCUCCCAACAAUCGCAACCUCCUGAGACUUCCUCACAAGCAGCUCCGGACCCGAUCAACCGAGCGAAGUCUGUUACGCCAUUUUCUAUGGAUGCGACACCUCCUAUUCAGAUGGCGACCACGCCAUAUCAGCAGCGGGAUAGCCUACCGCUCUCAAUGCCAUGGCUGCUGCCUUCAACUUCGGAUUCAAGUACACUCCCUGUGCCAAAUCCCGAUUUCAAUUUUGAAAUGCUCGGCUCCGACCUAAAUGACCUAUGGGGGGAUUGGGGAGGCCCUAAUGACUUAAUAUAAGAUGUCUUGAGGAUCUGGUUUUUUCAUAGCGGCGUUUUUCACGUAUCAGGUGCCACAGGCGUCACACCGUAUGCUUGUCUGAUGCUUAUAUUUUUCUAUGAAGGGCCGAGAAAAACAAAAUAGUUCAUGAUACCCCGUUAUCCGGCAUGAUUUCAUACCGAGCAAGAAGCUUUGCGUUGUAAGCAAAAGAGGUUAAGUAGGUACCUUAGGUAGGUAUGCUGGU